CAGUCUGUGUAUAACCGAUUCUUCCGGUGCAGAGACACUGUCGCUGUACUCCCAAAUUAAAAAUCAAAUGGUUGCAUAAAGGAAAGGGAUAAAGUUGCAAAAUUGUAUCUUCUCACUACGAGAACACGAACAGAAAUGCAGACCACAGUUCAUCGGGAGUACCCCAUCCAAACCUAUUCUCUGAGUUCGUCUUCAUUUUCCCCUAUUACCUGAAUUGUCCGAUAUGGCCAUCAUGUGGUCGGGGUGUUUGCAGCAAAUGCACGGUGACGUGAAACUCCAUAGAAUUGAUGAAACGAAUGAUUUACAACUUUCCCAGAAUGCAUGGAUUCGGUUCUGCGUAGGAAUCUCGCCGGUAGCAUUUCUAAAUGGAUGUAGGCUGCUGUCGCAUGUUCGGCCUGUUAAAAGAAUAACUACAAAGUUGCGGUUGCUAUUUUUUCAUUUGUCUGUAAAUCUCUGCAUCCAAACCAUACGUGCUUUUCUGUAUUAAUUUGAGAGAACCCCCAAUAACGAUAUGUUACUCUGUGACAUCAUUGAUAAUAAUUCCUCGUUUAAAUGAAUACAAUUAAGACGGGAUUUAAGAAACCCCCACAAAAAUGCGCACAGCCGCCGCGUCUCUCACGUUUGCUUGUGAAACGUAGAUUGCAGAAUUCUAACGUUCAGGAAGUUCUCUUCAUGUAAGGGGCUGAACUGCUGGAGCUAGAAAUUCAGAUGGGGGAACACAUGGGGCCAUUAAGCCUGCAUAUUCAGAGGGAUCCUGAGUACAGCGGGCACUUGGAUUAACAGAGUUAAAACAGUGCUGUCUGCUUCGUGGGACCAACAGGUUCGAAUCCCGAGAGAUUUUCGAACUGAAGCGUGAGAGCUGCAAGCAGUAAAGAUGCCGAGGUCGUUCCUGGUGAAGAGCAAGCGCGCUCACAGCUACCACCAGCCACGGUCAUUUGAAGAUGACUACAGCAGACUAGACACUAUUUUAGCUCAUAUAUGCGCAGAAAGCAAGACUCCAGAAGUGUCAGGACACCGCUCGGGAGCCCUGGCCGCCAAUGCGCGAGGCAGGGUUUCCCCGGAGUCUCAUAUGGUGGACACCGCUGACCUGUCCUCUAAGUCGCCUGGCAGUUGUGAAGGCAGUGUGUGCGGCCGGUCCUCGGACUACGAAGACUUCUGGAGACCCCCGUCACCCUCUGCAUCACCAGAUUCGGACAAGUCUUUCACACCCUCGGUAGAUGAGACCCAGCCGUUCACAAUACCCUUCCGACCCUACGCUUGGAGCAAUUAUUCCGGGUCCGAACUCAGGAACCUCGUACAGCAAUCGUAUCAUCACCACCCGAUAACUUUGGACCGCAGCUCCACGUUGGGACUUUAUGGGGAGAGAGGGGCCGAUGCAUCCUUACUAACUGAACGGGAUCCUGGACUUUACAGCGAUUACUGCUCGGCAACAGGGCUUUAUGAAAGGCGCACCAAUCCCAGACUGUACUCGGACCACAACAUGCUCAAGAAGGCUCCGGAAAUUAAGUCGGAGUCAGACCUGCUCUGCAACACUCUCCUGCUGAACGGAUCGUACAAGUGCAUCAAAUGUAGCAAAGUGUUUUCCACACCGCACGGCCUGGAGGUUCAUGUUCGUAGGUCGCACAGUGGCACCAGGCCCUUCGCGUGCGAGUUGUGUGGGAAAACCUUUGGGCACGCGGUCAGCCUGGAGCAGCACAAAGCUGUUCACUCUCAGGAGAGAAGCUUUGACUGCAAAAUCUGCGGAAAAAGUUUCAAAAGGUCAUCCACUCUGUCCACUCACCUGCUGAUCCAUUCCGAUACCAGACCGUACCCCUGUCAGUACUGCGGUAAAAGAUUUCACCAGAAGUCAGACAUGAAAAAACACACCUUCAUUCAUACAGGUGAGAAGCCACACAAGUGCCAGGUCUGCGGAAAAGCCUUCAGUCAGAGCUCCAAUCUCAUAACUCACAGCCGUAAACACACCGGCUUCAAACCGUUUGGAUGCGACCUCUGCGGGAAGGGGUUCCAGAGGAAAGUGGACUUGAGACGACACAAAGAAACGCAACACGGGAUAAAAUAAGGAAACGACAGCAAUCGCAUCCGGGAAAUAGGCUGUGUAGCCUACCUGUAGCCUAUUGUCACACCAAACACUAUUUGAUAAACGGUGCAGGUCAAUAAAAUUGACCGAAGAGCAUAUUUUGUUGUCAAACAUUCUCCCUCGGAUCGUUAAAAUUCCACAAAGUAAUUCGUCAGUGAUUUAACCAAAGCGGAAUCUGGAAAGCGUUUUCUGAACAUCAAUCAUAGAGAGCUGGUGUUAUUUUCAGUUGGUUAUCGGCUGAUUUUACCCAAAUAACAAACACGAUUGAAUCCCAGUUAGAGCAUGUCUGAACCCAUAAUAUUGUGACAUAAAUAAUCAGAGAGGCAAUAUAACCAUUGCGAAGAAGAAUGCUGUAUAUCCUAAAACAGCAGCCCAGGGAGUAAAUCGCGUGAAAAAAUCACCGCAUUUUAAAAGAAUGCCAACCAGCACUGUACAGAUGCUAGCAAAACAGUCACUACAGAAGAGUGGAGAAGAUUGUGUUUAGGUAAAAACAUUGAAAGGUGGUACACAGCAAUAGACUAUUUUUCUUUUUCAACGGUUUCUAUCGAGUGUUUUCUGUGUAUGUUACUAAUUGCACCGUUUUUUUCUUUGUUAGGCUACGUUUCUUUAAAAAUCACAAUUUAGAUAUAUUUAAGACUAUGUUUGCACUUUUGUAUUUUAAUGGAGCUCAGAUAUUACACGUGGUCAUAAGGUUACUCCUAAAUUAAGAGAACGAAUGAUGCUAAAUUACGCUGAAUGAUGCAUUUUUAUUAUUGUAGGUUAUGAAAAAUAUGGCAGAAUGUAGGCUAUACAGGCCUAUAAUUAGAUUCAUGUUAUUCUGUUCUAUUGCUCAUACUUUAUUUGUUGAUUCUGUCUUAAAUAAAUUAAAAUAAUACAGUCUCAUUA
Messenger RNA from Anguilla rostrata (American eel), 2962 nucleotides. It is a transcript of the gene gfi1aa, whose product is annotated as growth factor independent 1A transcription repressor a. Bases 875 to 2059 code for a protein of 394 amino acids. Lineage: Eukaryota; Metazoa; Chordata; Actinopteri; Anguilliformes; Anguillidae. Gene Ontology annotation, molecular function: DNA-binding transcription factor activity, RNA polymerase II-specific; RNA polymerase II cis-regulatory region sequence-specific DNA binding. Gene Ontology annotation, biological process: regulation of DNA-templated transcription. The transcript has 7 exons. The record is from RefSeq and is a predicted model, not a curated record.